This is a messenger RNA of Trichoplusia ni (cabbage looper), 2692 nucleotides long. RefSeq lists its product as uncharacterized. The transcript has 6 exons. Lineage: Eukaryota; Metazoa; Arthropoda; Insecta; Lepidoptera; Noctuidae. The coding region runs from base 762 to 2594 and encodes 610 amino acids. The record is from RefSeq and is a predicted model, not a curated record.
AUUUGAUUUUGUAAAAUUAAGAUGUCACUAAGAUAUUACCAUAAUAGUCAUUGUUCUCACUUUUAUGACGUAUACAGCCUUUUAAUAGCGUAUGCGUACAGUCCAAUAGACGUCAUAAUUGUGUAAAUUUUCCUAAGAAGAGUAACUUUUACUAAUUACAACAGCUGUUUUUGUUAUUGUGGCAUAUUUUAAUUAAUUUUGAUAAGAGCCAAAUUAUAAUUAUAUAAACAUAAUCAUUCUAUUCGACCACCUGUUAAGACAAACACUACCUUUAAAAGAAAGUACGUAAAUCAAACUAAGUCUUUCCCUAUAACCACAGUGCAUCCGUUAAUUAACCUAGACAGCACGUUUCACACCCAAAAAAAGCUCAUAUUAAUUGCCUAUCGUUUCCUUCCUAAGUAUCUAGACGUAUCAACAUAUGAUACCGAUUCAAUUUGACACUGAAUUCUACAUAGCCGACCAACUGAGUCCCAGCUUUCACCGUCCUUCACACUUCGUUCGAGAGUGAAAGAGAGGUCCGAUCUUGUAGUUUUCCUUUCUCGCCCACUGUUAUACGUCAGUGCACAUUUCUCCGGGUGCUAUCGAGGCUUACAACAAAUCAGUGUCGCUGUUACUACGGUGUCGUCUGCGUUUUUAGAUCCGUUCGGUGUGAACUCGUAACAAUUGUAAUUAUUAGAACGCGGACCAGUGGAUUUCGAAGUGUUGAAUAUAUAUUUUUUUAUUGAAGUUUUUAAUCAGAAGGCAGGGAGUCAGCCUUCAAGAUGAAGCUCUCCCUGGUUUUCGAGUUACUUCUAAUAUUCGUCCUACUAGCGUUUGCAGCUUCGAAGAGUGUCAGAAAGGAAAAGAACAAUGCAAAGAAGGAGAUCCAGAAUAGAAAUGAUGAGGUGAAACCAGAAGAGAACGCUAUCAAUAAGUACUGCAAGUGUCUCGAAGAUUACUGCAACUGCUGCAGGGAUUUCCGACUACCACUCGUUGAAUUGAGCGGACCAGGAUGCGCAUCCCUGAUGUACCUCAACGGCGACAAGAUGGCGGUUUCAUUAAGUUUCGGAAAGAAGGUCAUCACAAACCGGACUCUCUCGAGUCGCAAACCAAGUCCAGUCUGCAUGCCGUUGCCCGGCGGUGUCUCCAAAUUUUGUGGUCGUGUUUACAAUAUCGCCAGGGCUGGUGAAGAAUUCAGGGCCUGCCUCGGCUUGGAGCUUCAAUCGAAGAGUACUGUAGAAGCUGCCGUCAGAGUGUCCUGCUUCAAGUUUGGACCUAGAGGCGUGGUCUCAGAGGCAGCUGACCCAUUGCCUUUAGUCCCUCAAGAUGAAAAGACUGAUGAUGACGAUGAUGAUUAUGAAGAUGAUGAUGCCUUUGGUUUAGGAGGCACGGAUGACGAUGAUGAUGACGACGAUGACGAUGAUGAUGAUGAUGACGGCACCCUCGAUGCCGUAAACGACGUAGGCAGCACGGACUAUACAGGUUUCAGUCUUCUAGGAGAAGAUAUAUUAGGAGACCUGUUCGGUUCCUCUGGAGGAAAAAAAACGAAUAAAAAUAAGAAGAAACAAGCACCCGCACCCACAACCACAACUACGACUAGACGUCCCAGGCCAUCGAGAAGGCCGUCGAGACGUCCUGGUACCAGAACUACAACACCACGACCAGUUCGUUCCACUACCUUGAGAAAUAAGCCUUCUGCCGGCAACAGGCGUCCCACCCGCAGACCUAACAGGAAGCCGACAAGAAAACCUACAACUCAAGCCAUAACUACUUCCAUUCUCACAACAACUACAACUACACUAAAACCUGUGCAAAGCUCAGUGACAGCCGCAGUUCAGACAACAGUACGCAGUCCGGUCAUGACCACGAUAAGCGAAGAAAAUGUCCAACCCAUAUCAAUGAUAACUGCUAACUCAUCACCAGUCGCAUCUGCAACUACUCCUAAAAGUGUCACCGAUUUCGAAGACCCAGGACUAGAAAUGUCACUGGCACAUAUUACUGGUCAAUUGUCUGCUAUGCCAGUAACUCCAAUGAUUUCAGAUCAAGGUAAAGAUUCUGGUGAAAAAAAACAAGAAGAACAGCCUAGUUAUGAGAAAGUACUGACCAUUACACCCAAGACACCAUCAACCGUUAGUUUUAUUCCCACGUCAGAGGAAGGUGUUAAUGAAGAUAUGAUUCAAAUCGUUCAGAGUCUUGACUCAGCUUCAGCUGAAACUAUGCCUGAACGAGAACCGAUUUCUACAGACGAAAGCAGAGGUCAUUUCCACCAGUUUCUUGCAACUGAUGCUGAAAACACUCACGAAGACUUAACCGUACCAAAAAAGAAACACAGGAAUAAGCAGUUUCACUUCGAUGACUUGGAUGUUCUAAAUCUAAGUCAAAUUGGACAAACUCUGGGUGAUGAACUGGGAAUCUUUGGCAAAAAUAAAAGGCAUAACAGAGAUCAUAAAGACACAAAAGUCCAGGCUGACAAAGAAAAAGACCAGGGCAAUGAUUAUGAUGACUUCGUGGAUACCAUAAGCGACGUAGCUUUAAUGAUGAGAAAGGACCAUAAGAACCGAAAAGAUAGGCGAAGACAGAAUAAAAUGAUGCGUGGUGAAUGGUCACAAGCAUGACGUCAUAGUCAGAUUAGAUCUAAGUAGCUGUAGAAAUUAUUUAUUUUUGUACUAAAUUAUUUAUUGUGUGUGUUGUAAAUAGAAAAAACUGUAUGAGA